This is a messenger RNA of Exophiala mesophila, 756 nucleotides long. RefSeq lists its product as uncharacterized. Lineage: Eukaryota; Fungi; Ascomycota; Eurotiomycetes; Chaetothyriales; Herpotrichiellaceae. The transcript has a single exon. The record is from RefSeq and is a predicted model, not a curated record. The coding region runs from base 1 to 756 and encodes 251 amino acids.
AUGGCGAUCCCAGACCACCAACAGCACAAUGCUCCACUACCUCACCAGGACAAAAUCUGUCGCCUUUCCCAUACCUCACUUCCACGACUCGACACCCGUAACGCCCCACCAUAUAUCACACGACGAAUUCCCGAGCCGACGUAUCAGAUGCUUCCUAUCUGUGGCGGUGGGAGGGACGAUGCCAUGCCAGUUCCUCUGUCAUAUUAUGGAGGAGCAAGAUUCGUUGAUAUUGAUGCUGAUGCUGAUUCUGAUGCUGAUAAUGAUGUUGACGCUGACGCUGACAUUGACGCUGACUAUGACGCCGACACCGAGGAGGAUUCAAGCUGUGAUCUAGAAGAAAAGGAUGGUGUUGUGGUCGAGGAGACCAAGAUCAUGGCCAUUACCAUCACCAUGACCGAGAUCGAUACGGAGAUUGAGAUUAAGAUUGAGACCAAGAUCGAAAGCAAGAUCGAGGACGAGAUCGAGACCACUCAAGAGCAAGUGCAAGAGCAAGUGCAAGUGCAAGAGCAAGUGCAAGAGCAAACAGAAGAUCAAGCAGACUCACCAGCGGAAUCAGAACUUUCCAACGACCACGAUCCUCCCUCCAGCGCCACCACUCUCCUUACGUCCACACCAGUCCGUCGAUCUUGGUCAACCAUCUACGAUCAUCUUCGUGAUCAUCUCCAUCUAAUCGAACACAUGACUCGAAUCUCUUGGGUGGCGACGACAUUCAUCGCGACAUGUGCGUAUUAUGCUGUUAAUGGUCCACCAAAAUGA